AUGUCUUGGGACUUGCUUCAGCGGUUCCUCGAGAGCGAUGUCUUUAACCAGAAUCCUUUCCUCUCGGUGUCACGAUAUGCCGACCACAUAGGCAUUCACUAUGUGCUGUGCAACAAGCUUCGCCAAUUUCCCUACGAGGACAUCGAGUUCUUCCUGCCGCAACUGUGCCAUCUUAUUAUAAGCGUCGACAAUGAGUCCAUGGCUCUGGAGGAAUUCCUCCUGGACCUAUGCGAGGAGUCGGUGACAGCAGCGCUCCUGACCUUUUGGUUGUUUCAAACUUACCUCCAUGACCUCUCGUCGAAUCCGCAAACCGAGGCUUUCAGUACUUGCCGCCGAGUCUACAACAAGGUGCAACACAUAGUGUUUGGGGUAUCAGACGUUAGGAGACAGGAAAAGAUUGUGGAAAAUGCACUGCCGGUGACUGUCUUGGGGAGCUUCGUGUUGGCGAGCAUUGCUUUGCCCAUGUUGCCUGGCUGGGCGGGACCCCUUGCUGUUGCGCAAGCGAGAAGACCACGCCCUGUUAUCGAAAGCAUCGCCGAGCCAGUCGCCGCUGCUCCUCAGACUCAGAAUAAGAAUGUGCCUGCUAGAGCGCAUACUGUGACGGCCGGGAGUAGCAGGUCCAAACGCGCAAAGGAGAGUCGCAUAGCAAGCGCCCCAGACGUCAAGGUUCAGCCCACUUCCCAGAACAACUCGCCCAAAAAACACAGGACCAAACCGUCAAGACCCGGUACGUCUGGGAGCGUAGCAGAGGCGCCAUUGCCAAAACCAAGCCGACCUGCUCCAGUCGAAAGUCUGGAAAAUCUCAGCCUUGAAGCACGCAUCAGCUCGGCAUCCUUACCGCUACCUGAUUCUCGACCUCGUAUCGUUACCAGACCCACCACGCCCCUGACAGCUGGCCUACGACCGCACGACAUGUCUAGGAAACAUUCGCACAGCGUCAAGACCAUGCUGAACCAAGCUGAGAUGACCAAUGAGCAAAAAAUACGGCUCUUGAGACAAAACUACUUUCGCUGCCAGACAGCUUUCUUGACAGCAUUGGAGGAUAUCUCGAACCGCUUGGUGAUUGUGCCUAAGCCGGCUCGUCUAAGUGCUCUGCGCGCCGAGCUUGCCUUGAUCGCCAGGGACUUGCCUGCCGAGGUUGAUAUCCCAGUGUUGUGCCCGCCUACUCUAGUAGACGGCUCACCAUCGAAAAGCCGCCACCACAGAAUAGUCCGGUUGAACCCGGCCGAGGCAACAGUUCUUAACAGUGCUGAAAAAGUGCCGUAUCUACUCAUGGUGGAAAUUCUGAGGGACGAUUUUACCUUUGAUCCUGACACCCAGGAUAACCAGAGGCUGCUUACAACUCUACUGGCCGAGCAGGGGACGAGGAAAAGAAUAUUCGAUUUAUCUGAUGCCCCUAGCAUACCUGCCGUUUCCCGGACACCACCGGCCGAGCCAGUGGUGGAUAGCGUUUUCGAGCCAGCUUCUGGAGAUCUGGGGGCUUCGCCUAUGCUCAAGCCCUUAGAUGACGAUCUAUUUGGCCCUGUACCGCCAUUGCCAAGAACUCAAUCGCUCCGGGUUGGCAACCCAAAUAUCGCUGUUUCUGGGGCUGUAGACAACAAGACAACGCCUCGACACUCUAUCCACACUAGUAUCUCUGGGUCACCUAGUCCUCCGGCUAGAAGCCGUACUUUGACUAUCAGCAACCCGCGAAACAACUCUGUCGAUCAGCCUGACUUUUCGGCACUGGCUAUUCAUAUGCGAACGGCAUCUCAGAUGCUGGCCCAGCUGGACGCAACCAGCGGGAAGCGUCCAAAACAAGAAGUAGCGGCCAUCCGCGCCAAGAUCAUUGCAAGCAUGCAGAGUCUGGAGGAGCAGAGCUUUGAUCUGGAUGACGGCCAUGGACCAACGUUUGACACCAUCAUAGCCAAGAGCGAGGUGGGCUCCGCUGCUGCGGCCAGCAAUAAUAACGCCAAUGGAACAACAGACAUGGAAAACGAAGGCAGUGCCGGCCCUGAACCAGCAAAUAUCAACGCCAAUGCCGGUAUUGACAGGAUGGAAAAUGACAUCAAGACGGGUGGUCUUCAGCGCAAGGGUGACCGUGACGAUCCCAGCGCGGCGGUCUUUGGAGAGGCGUGGGAGGUGAAGAAGGAGCGGAUCCGCAAGUCUUCGCCGUACGGAUGGAUGAAGAACUGGGACCUUAUGAGCGUCAUUAUCAAGACAGGCUCUGACUUGAGGCAGGAGGCGUUUGCGUGCCAGUUGAUUCGAGUCUGCCACAAGAUCUGGGUGGAUGCUGGGGUGCCGGUGUGGGUGAAGCUCAUGCGGAUUCUGGUGACGGGAGAAUCAUCUGGCUUGAUCGAGACGAUUGCCAACGGCGUAUCCCUUCACUCCAUCAAGCGCAGCCUGACGAUGGCGUCGAUCGAGUCGGGGCAGAACCCAAGGAGGAGGAUCGCCACGCUCAAGGACCAUUUCGUGAAAGUGUUUGGCAAGCCUGACAGCGAGGGGUACAGGGCUGGCGUGGACGCUUUCAAGAGAUCGCUGGCGGCGUACAGCGUUAUUUCUUAUGUGCUCCAGCUCAAGGACAGGCACAACGGGAACGUGCUGAUUGACAACGAGGGGCACAUUAUUCACAUCGACUUUGGGUUCAUGCUGUCGAACUCGCCGGGGUCAGUUGGGUUUGAGGCGGCGCCCUUCAAGUUUACGUAUGAGUAUGUGGAUGUGCUGGGGGGUGUUGGGUCGGCUGAUUAUGAGGAUUUUAAGAAGCUUUGCAAGCAGGCUUUUCAGGUGGCAAUAGCUCUUCGACGAUCAGCGGAUAAUAUCAUCGACCUGGUCAGCAUGAUGGGGCGGGAGAGCAAGAUGCCUUGUUAUGGAGCGGGCGUCACGCAGGUCACGGCGGCAUUGAGGCAGAGGUUUCAGCUGCAGCUGAGCGCGGAUGAGGCGGAGCAGUUUGUUGAGACGGAUUUGAUUGGGAAGUCGUUGGGGAGUUAUUACACAAGGCUUUAUGAUACCUUUCAAUAUAGAACACAGGGAAUCUACUGA
Messenger RNA from Podospora anserina S mat+, 3018 nucleotides. RefSeq lists its product as uncharacterized. Lineage: Eukaryota; Fungi; Ascomycota; Sordariomycetes; Sordariales; Podosporaceae. Gene Ontology annotation, cellular component: cytoplasm; membrane. Gene Ontology annotation, molecular function: 1-phosphatidylinositol 4-kinase activity. Gene Ontology annotation, biological process: phosphatidylinositol-mediated signaling; phosphatidylinositol phosphate biosynthetic process. The transcript has 5 exons. Bases 1 to 3018 code for a protein of 1005 amino acids. The record is from RefSeq and is a predicted model, not a curated record.